UAGAUCAGACAUGUUUGGAUACCAAUGAGGCUUUUUUCAAACCAGGCAAGUUGUUUCUCGAUCCAUUGGCCAGGGAGAUGGCUGACGAGGAAGAGAGUUUCGCUUCAUACUCUACACUCUGGGAAUAUAAAUGGGGGAAAACCCGUGGUUUCUUCAGAGACCCAACGGUUAUAAGUUCAAUGCAGUUUACACACUACACGCCUGGACGCGAGCCAUACAGCAUGGAGUGUAACACCCUGGAAACCUUGCAGAUCAUCUCCAUCAAACUCACUGAACUUUCUGAUGGCCUUGAGUUGCCAUUGUCUGUGUAUGGUGUGGUUGCGGUCCGAGACAUGGUGGAUCGCAAGCGAAACAUGCUCUUCUCUCGAGAUAUGAGCGACCCCCAAGAACUGAAACAGAAUGAUCCUUUUCUGCACUUGACUGGGCCGUCACGUGCAAUCGUGUUCAAGGACAAGGUUUGCAUUGAAAUCGAACUAAGAGUAAAAAGCGGGGCAUACUCUCAAGAUAAAGCGUUGAUCAGUUGUGUGCGCCGUUACACGGGAGAAAACGGUCCUGGGGUGUCUACCAUCUGCUUCAAGAAUAGCUUGUGCACCGUAGAGGUGUGCUUGCAGCCAGUUAAACAAACGGUUCAGGCCACUAUCUUGGGUGUCCAGGUUGCAAGCGAAGAUGGAUCCUGGCCUUUAGAACAUGGCGGCAUAGUUGCUUGCUCCCCACAAUUAGGGGAACGUGUGUUGAGUGAUAGUGGAUACACCCGUAGGAUUAUUCCCUCAUCCAGCCAGAUUGUGCUGAUUGAGUCGGGAGAUGAAGCAAUGCCGAAAGGUGAAAGUGGUCAUGUACUUCUGCGGAGGCAAGUUGUUUCUGUACAACUUGAUGGAAGGUUGGACAUUCUCAUAAAAGCCUACUCCAAAUCUGGUGCUAUUUCUGCAGAAACUCUUGUUAGUUUCUAUCCCAAAGUUUGCAACGUAAGCCAGAAGAAAUGUUACCUUGGUGAUGCUGGGGUAACUAUUACUGUUGCUUGGUCCCUUGUUGCGGCGGACAAGACGGGACUUUAUUUCGAGCUAAGGGGCGGAAGCACUUUUUGAAGCUUGCAGCUAGGAAGAUUUCAGUGUGACAUGUUGGAGUUUGGCUGUAUUUCCGAAUCAGCAAGCUUUGAAAUUUGUCCUACUGUAUCAACGACUAUAACUUAUGCCGCCAUCCAUGUAUUGCGUAUUGACAGCUGUUGUUGUG
Molecule: messenger RNA, 1227 nt
Organism: Lolium perenne
Lineage: Eukaryota; Viridiplantae; Streptophyta; Magnoliopsida; Poales; Poaceae
Source: RefSeq, a predicted model, not a curated record